GCGGCAGCGGUUGGUUCGACAAGGCGGACCCGUACGCGAUCAUACGCUUCCGCGGGUCGAACCAAGAGUUCCGCACCAGCGUGCUCCAGGAUGCCGGGUCGGACCCGAUUUGGAACUGCGAGGGCUUCCUGAAGUACUCUGGGGAGACGAUGCUGGAGAUAUCGGUGUGGGACUACGAGAAGUUCAACGCCGACAGCCUGCUGGCCAUAGGCUCGCUGCAGGUGGAGAGCUUCUGCAACGGCUUCGAGGGCAUGGUGCCGCUGAACCCCCCCACGGCGGGCAAGAAGAAGAAGAAGAGGCUGGUCACCAACCAGAGCAUGAUAACCAUCGGGAUCCAGUGGCCGCCGCUGGGCGAGCUGCCAUCGCUCGGCAACGGCGCGCAGACCGCGCUGGACGAGUCGCUGACGGGGGCCGCCAGUUUCCUGCAGGCCGGCAUGCUCACGUGGGGCAGCAACGCGCCGCAGGCCGGCUGACCCCGCGAGGGCCUCCGCCCGCUCGCGGCGUCGGGGCGCCGGCCCGGCCCCUCCCCGGGCGCCCGUGCGGGCGGCGCGGGAGGCGGCGAGGGCGGAGGGAGGACAAGGAGAAGCGCGUUCCUUUCACAGGCGUCGCCCCUUAGCGGGCGGGCGCCAAGCUGUAGCCUGUAUAGCGUUCUCCGGCAUCGCAGGCGCCUCGCGGCAGCACGUCCCAGCAGAUGUGGAGGGCUCCAGGCGGAGCUUCUCGCCUUCGAGGGAUCGGAGAGUUGCGGAUAGUUGCCGUUGGCAGUAUUGUGGACGGCAUCAUUGGUGGACGUUCUUGGUGGUCGUGCCAGGGGGCGGAGCUCCUUGCUUCCCUCUGAGCAGAGCGGCACCAUCUUCAAGAGAAUCGGUUGCCUGUUUCACUCGCUGUGAGGACAGCGCGAAGCGCUUCUCUUGCGUGGACGCGCAGGAAAA
This is a messenger RNA of Prorocentrum cordatum, 929 nucleotides long. NCBI's taxonomy places the organism in Eukaryota, Dinophyceae, Prorocentrales, Prorocentraceae. The record is from the annotation of a GenBank genome assembly.